This is a messenger RNA of Aspergillus wentii DTO 134E9, 3885 nucleotides long. Its product is annotated as lipase family protein. Gene Ontology annotation, biological process: lipid metabolic process. The transcript is spliced from 2 exons. Lineage: Eukaryota; Fungi; Ascomycota; Eurotiomycetes; Eurotiales; Aspergillaceae. Bases 278 to 3640 code for a protein of 1120 amino acids. The record is from RefSeq and is a predicted model, not a curated record.
CGCACGCUCACUGGCUCGUGGUUGUUCUUGUCCUCGGUGAUCGACAUGUCUCUCUGUCAGUCAGGAACAAAUCAGUGCAAUCUUCUGACGCAACUCCUGACUAACUGCCCUUAACCAGAUUCAGAUUGCGUUCCCCGUUUUGACCCCGAGUCUUGUCACUAUCAUCACUGAUCUGAUCACUACUCCCUUGUCCAUGGCUUGCAGAUUAUAUUGCUUUGGAAUCUGCAACUAAUGACUACAUUUAACCUAAUUUCAUCGGUUUCAUCUAAUUGCCGGGAUGCCUAUAUCUAUAUUAAAAAGACGGACUGAAGUCAAGCCCGAGACUAACGAAGAUCUGAAUCGUGACGAUGGCACAAGCCAUGUCCCCGCAACUUCCGGCGCGCCUCUUCUACCUCGCCCAGUGGCUUCCUUUGUGUCGCUGCUGACUCAAUCUACUUCGCUUUCUCUUCGCCUGGGAUCGUUCUUUGGUGGCGCUGCUCUUGACGGAGCGCGAGUCACUACGCUGACGGGGUUGGAGCUCAGCAGAGCCGUGAUCGAGGGGAUUCUGACAAGGGCCGGCCGAGAUGUGGCCUUCCGUAGCAGUGGAGAUCAUGGUAAAGCAGAGGCAGAAUCUUUGCUUGAAAGAAGCAUAGCAGCGCUACACACAACCGUGACCUCGGCAUCGUUCAUCGCCGCAGCAACGUUUCAUUUCUCAAGUACAACGCUUUCUUCGGCUUCUAAUCUAACCCAAACUCUUCUAUCCACUCUGGAUGCGAUACUUGGGUCUACAGAGUCCUCGAGAGCGAUUGCCGCAAUCAUAACUCUCAUUCGAAGGGAAUUCAGACGUCCCGAACUUGAUAUCGGUGCCGAAAAGAUUGGUGUUGGUGAUCUUCUGGUUGGAACUGUUGGUUUCGCCUUGCUACAGCGCUGGGGCAAAAAGAAUACAGAGAGAGAAAUACACGAAAACGGAGGCGAUGAGAUCAUCUGGGAUGUUGUCAUUCUAGACAAUGGGAGCAGGGCCGAUGUUAUCAGAACACAUCCCCUGAAGCUUACGAAUAAUCCCCAUACCGAUUUAAAUGAGUCGAAGCGUUCCUCCUUUAUGUCGCCUGGGAAUGAGGAAGGUUACUUCAAUGCGGUGCAACGUCGGCCAAGUAUGGUCGACGCCAUUGACGGACCUCGUCUCUCUCUUCCAUCAGAAGAUCAACACCAGAUGGAUGAAGACAUUCGAUUGCAUAUCAUGAAACAACUUCCCCGGGGUUGUCAUGCAUCUAUCAGAACCGAUUUACUUACGGCACGUACAAUUACCGUCGAUGUAUUCGAUGAUGAUACUGCAGAGAUUGCUGCUCCGCCUGGUACGAUGAUGAUCGAGGAAAAAUUUCAUCAGGAUAGAAGCAAUUGUCGAGAUGAGCUGGCUGAUCAUCGGCAUCUUCCAAAGCACACUGUUGUGUUCAGGACAGAAUUCAACAAGUCGCAAAGUGCGAAUGUGAGGCAUCAAGAAAGAGGUACUCCAGAAUCUACUGUGGAAGAUCUAACCGGUGCUCCAACAUCUCUUAGGAUGAUCGGUACUGGAGAUGAAGAGACGACACGAAAUAAUAGAUCUAAUGAACAACGUACAGGCAUACGAAAUAGCCAAAGCUCGAGUCACCCAUCUUUGGGCGCAUCGGAGACAAAUGUUAAGACUACAACUGGAAAAAGCUCUCUUAGCAAGUUUACUCAGAAAGUGAAGCCAUCUGGAAAGCCAUCGAUUACACCCCAAGGACAGUCUAACAAGGCUUCUAAAGGAUCGACUGCCGAUAAAAGUCUUGUGCCACGAAGGCUACCUUCCAAACCUGGCUCAGAAGGGAGAACAAACAAAACGGUUUCACCUUCCAGCAGUCAGGUUUCAUUCUUUUCAUCCCCUGUAGCAAACAGAGGAUUACCGAGGUCUCCAUUGCAAGAUUCUUCCCGAAUGAAAUCAACUGCCUCUUCAGCAGCACGUCAUGGCAACACUCGCGAUACUGGGACUGAUUAUUUUUCAGUCCGCGAAAAGAACCAGGAGUCCUACAUGGCACAUACAGACGCCUACUCCCGCCGUACAGGGGACAUACAUCCGGGAUCACCCGCGGCAACGAGAAAUCAUGUGCGUAGCAGCAGCUCUUUAUCCUUGACAAGAUCCGAGGCAGACAUGACCGUGUCCGUCAACAAUGAUAGCCGCCCCGGCUCGUCUUCGUUUCACAGAAGAAAAGAUUCAUUUUCUCCUAGCAUCUAUUCGUUGGCAACAGCAGGCUCGGAAACAUCACUCAUCCUAGCGCAUCGUGCCAGAAAGAGUGCCUAUGAAGAUGCGGCAACUAUACAAGCCCUAAACCGGGAUGGUUUAGUUCCUGGGAUUUUUCCCGAGAUGCAUUUCGUGAAGAACAUCCGACGCUUCUGUCGAUUUUCUUUGGCAUCGUAUGGAUCAAAUGCGCUCAAAGUGAUGGGUGUCCCCAAAACUCCCAAUAGCCUUCCCUCCCAAGAAACCCACAGUCAGGAGCACAGUGAUUUCUCAAACCAUGCUGGGCUGCCAGCAUCGACGAUCCUCCUGUCAUCCUUUGUGGACCCUGCAGGUGGCACCAAUGCUGCUGGAGAAACGGAGACUGGAUUCCCUCUCGUUCAUUACCUCUGCUUAGACCAUGAAUCGAAGGCGAUUGUCCUUACGCUGAGAGGAACAUGGGGAUUUGAAGAUAUCCUUACAGACAUGACUUGUGACUAUGAUGAUCUCGAAUGGCAAGGCAAGAGUUGGAAGGUUCACAAGGGGAUGCAUGCGUCUGCAAAACGUCUUUUGGAAGGAGGAGGCGGUAGGGUAAUGAUCACCAUCAGAGCUGCUCUGGAAGAAUAUCCAGACUAUGGGGUUGUUCUGUGCGGUCAUUCGUUAGGAGGUGGGGUUGCAGCUCUCCUCGCAACCAUGAUAUCAGAACCCAGCAAUGAAUCAUCUGGAACUUCAUUUGUGACCGCUUCCUAUCAAUCAGUCACCAGGCGUCUGCUUUUGGCGCAAUCGAGCGAACACGACACUCAUACAGAAUAUUUCCUCCCUCCCGGACGUCCCAUCCAUGUCUACGCGUACGGCCCUCCUGCGGUGAUGUCGCCAUUUUUGCGCCGUGCAACGCGCGGGUUGAUCACCACCGUUGUGAACGGCCAAGACGUCGUACCGAGUCUUUCUCUAGGCAUUCUGCAUGACAUGCACAUGGUCUCCCUUGCGUUCAAAAACGACAUUUCUGAAGCAAGGUCCAACGUGCGAGGCCGUGUCUGGGAAGGGAUAAGGCACAGCAUCGUCAAUAAAUUCUACGUCAAUGAGCCGCCAAUGCUUGUCCAAGCCGGUGACGGGGUCGGCGAAGAUGCCUGGGCAUGGAAAACACUCAAGGGACUUCGUGCCGAUCUGCUUGCCCCCAAGCUCAUGCCACCAGGCGAGGUAUUCGUCGUCGAGACUAUGCGUGUUUUGAAACGAGACGCCUUCACAUCCGGUCUGCGUGAAGACGGCUACCCACUACUCGGACGGCCUGCUACAAGGGUGCAAUUGAAAUUCAUCAGAGAUGUCGAAGCCAUGUUCGGGGAGCUGAGAUUUGGCUCAGGGAUGUUGAGCGAUCACAACCCGGCAAGAUACGAAACUAGUCUCGCUGCCCUUGCGCGAGGCAUUCUAGACGAAUAACGUGUUACGAACUAUCUACAAUGCGACCUAAUAUUGGACGAUAUAGACGGUAUAAGGGCAGAUCCUAUGAUUUUGGUUAAACAUGAUGGGGAUACUACAUACAUAUCGAGAUACCAGGCGCUUCUUUAACUUGUUUUCUUGUUUUCUUGGGGUACUAUACAGACUGUUUAUACAUCUUAGAUUUAGAAAUUAUAACCUCGGCUUCAGGACAGCCACUUCGAUGAGGAUGUCCGGCUUUCUUGAUA